Molecule: messenger RNA, 1890 nt
Organism: Bufo bufo (common toad)
Lineage: Eukaryota; Metazoa; Chordata; Amphibia; Anura; Bufonidae
Product: 5E5 antigen-like
Exons: 2
Coding region: 1-1890 (629 amino acids)
Source: RefSeq, a predicted model, not a curated record
AUGGCUUUGGUGCCCGCUGCUUGUUCGAGUGGGUACCAUGUCAGCAGGAAGAUAAAGGAAGCCGUCAGCAGGGAGAUAAAGGAAGCCGUCAGCAGCAAGAUAAAGGAAGCCGUCAGCAGGAAGAUAAAGGAAGCCGUCAGCAGGGAGAUAAAGGAAGCCGUCAGCAGGGAGAUAAAGGAAGCCGUCAGCAGGAAGAUAAAGGAAGCCGUCAGCAGGAAGAUAAAGGAAGCCGUCAGCAGGAAGAUAAAGGAAACCGUCGAUACCAUAAAAAUAACGGGAGAGGAAGUACCAGCCCAGACCUCCAGCUGCAAGGAGCACAGAGGAGAGGGGAGGAAGUACCAGCCCAGACCUCCAGCUGCAGAUAGCACAGAGGAGAGGAAGUACCAGCCCAGACCUCCAGCUGCAGGGAGCACAGAGGAGAGGAAGUACCAGCCAAGACCUCCAGCUGCAAGGAGCACAGAGGAGAGGGGAGGAAGUACCAGCCCAGACCUCCAGCUGCAGAUAGCACAGAGGAGAGGAAGUACCAGCCCAGACCUCCAGCUGCAGGGAGCACAGAGGAGAGGAAGUACCAGCCAAGACCUCCAGCUGCAAGGAGCACAGAGGAGAGGGGAGGAAGUACCAGCCCAGACCUCCAGCUGCAGGGAGCACAGAGGAGAGGAAGUACCAGCCCAGACCUCCAGCUGCAGGGAGCACAGAGGAGAGGGGAGGAAGUACCAGCCCAGACCUCCAGCUGCAGAUAGCACAGAGGAGAGGAAGUACCAGCCCAGACCUCCAGCUGCAGGGAGCACAGAGGAGAGGAAGUACCAGCCAAGACCUCCAGCUGCAAGGAGCACAGAGGAGAGGGGAGGAAGUACCAGCCAAGACCUCCAGCUGCAAGGAGCACAGAGGAGAGGGGAGGAAGUACCAGCCCAGACCUCCAGCUGCAGGGAGCACAGAGGAGAGGAAGUACCAGCCAAGACCGCCAGCUGCAGGGAGCACAGAGGAGAGGAGAGGAAGUACCAGCCCAGACCUCCAGCUGCAAGGAGCACAGAGGAGAGGGGAGGAAGUACCAGCCCAGACCUCCAGCUGCAAGGAGCACAGAGGAGAGGGGAGGAAGUACCAGCCCAGACCUCUAGCUGCAGGGAGCACAGAGGAGAGAGGAGGAAGUACCAGCCCACACCUCCAGCUGCAGGGAGCACAGAGGAGAGGGGAGGAAGUACCAGCCAAGACCGCCAGCUGCAGGGAGCACAGAGGAGAGGGGAGGAAGUACCAGCCCAGACCGCCAGCUGCAGGGAGCACAGAGCAGAGGGGAGGAAGUACCAGCCCAGACCUCCGGCUUCAGGGAGCACAAAGGAGAGGGGAGGAAGUACCAGCCUAGACCGCCAGCUGCAGGGAGCAGAGGAGAGCGGAGGAAGUACCAGCCCAGACCUCCGGCUGCAGGGAGCACAGAGCAGAGGGGAGGAAGUACCAGCCCAGACCGCCAGCUGCAGGGAGCACAGAGGAGAGGGGAGGAAGUACCAGCCCAGACCUCCGGCUUCAGGGAGCACAAAGGAGAGGGGAGGAAGUACCAGCCUAGACCGCCAGCUGCAGGGAGCAGAGGAGAGCGGAGGAAGUACCAGCCCAGACCUCCGGCUUCAGGGAGCACAAAGGAGAGGGGAGGAAGUACCAGCCAAGACCACCAGCUGCAGGGAGCACAGAGGAGAGGGGAGGAAGUACCAGCCAAGACCGCCAGCUGCAGGGAGCACAGAGGAGAGGGGAGGAAGUACCAGCCCAGACCUCCGGCUUCAGGGAGCACAAAGGAGAGGGGAGGAAGUACCAGCCAAGACCGCCAGCUGCAGGGAGCACAGAGGAGAGGGUAGGAAGUACCAGCCCAGACCUCUAGCUGCAGGGAGCACAAAGGAGAGGAACUAG